Messenger RNA from Plasmopara halstedii, 2157 nucleotides. Its product is annotated as Endonuclease/exonuclease/phosphatase. The transcript has 3 exons. The record is from RefSeq and is a predicted model, not a curated record. Gene Ontology annotation, molecular function: catalytic activity. Bases 1 to 2157 code for a protein of 718 amino acids. Lineage: Eukaryota; Oomycota; Peronosporomycetes; Peronosporales; Peronosporaceae.
AUGCUGAACGACGAGAACACGGCACUGCUUGACACGCUGUCUGACUGCCUAACGACAGCAGACGCAAAGGUCGGUGGAAUUAUCAAGAUCAUUGAGAACGCGACAAACCCCGACAACAUUGUGAAGACGCUGGUAGAGAGCCCUCUUGUGUUCAACAGCGCGCUAUCACUCAAGAUGGCAAGUCAAGACAAUGACAUUGCUGAACUCGCUCGAUUGCAUGUGAUCAACCGGGUUUUGUGUGCGACAAACCCCGGCGACGACACGACGUUUGUGAAAAAGUGGAAGAAGACCAUGGGCUCGGCAGUACCAUCGAAGCGCGCAGACAUCUUCAAAACUUGCAGCGCAUGGUGGACGCACUCCGACGCGAUCACAGAGUUGUCACGGGCAUCGAAGGCCCUUGGCAUAUUUGAGAUGGCUUUGAUGGCGACCGCUCCGCUGCUCUUCAAGAAUGGUCACUGUAUUCAGUAUUUCACGGGUCGACCGGUCGAGUGGACCCCGACGCACCACACGCGCCUUUUGCACCCGAACACGCUGCUCAUGCUGUUGCGGUCGGAUAUAGGCACACAUUGCGUGACGCAGUGGUGCGAGGAACAAUGGCAGGGUCACCUGCUCGAUGAUUUGGAAGCUCUACGAGCGCUUAAGGGCUACUAUCCUGAAGACACGUCGGUGCUGAAAACCUGCGUUGCUAACGAUGGCUCGGUGACGACAGUGCCUUGGCGACUAGUUGCUAAAGGCGUCUCAUCUCAGCAUGCCUGGAAUGGCGUUAGUCUGUUGACUACCAAUACUAAAGGUAUCAAGAAGAAGGGCCCCCUCUUCAUUCAACAUCUUCUAUCAACGCACUCGGUGUCCAGCAUUCAAGAAACCAAGUUCAGUGACGUGCAACACCUCUUGACGUUCAAAUUCCAUCUCGCCUCGAGCUUCACACACAAGCUCUUUGUCAAUGACCCAAACACACUGUUGGAUCGACCUACUCGUGGUAGAGGCAGUGGAGUAAUGACCGUGCGACGCUCCGACUUCCCGAGUUUCGACUCGGCUGUCGUUGUAUCAUGGUUGUCUGUUCCCGGACGGUACCUUGUUGUGGAGGGUAUGGUCGAACGUGUUGUUGUCUACAUUUAUAAUGUAUAUGCACCCGUCGAUCGCCAUGAGAAGCAGCAGUGCUUUGCGCGCUUGGAUACUGACGAGCUCGAGGAUGACGCGACGCACUUUGCGCUUGGCGACUUGAAUACGCCACUAGAUCCACGACUCGACUGCUCCACGCCUGACUUGCGCUACGAUCCGAAUCGAUCCAGCUGCCUUGAGUGGUUAGCGAGGCUUGGUGUUGUUGACGCAUGUCGCAUACAUCAUGACAAGAAACGCGUGUUCACUGGUCCACUUCCACGAAAGAACCGAUUGGACUACGUACUGAUGUCUGAAACAUUCUGCAACUGCUACUACGGCUCGUCCAGAUACUUCUUAUCGAGACAUGCUGGAGACCACCUUGUGCACAGUGUUGUCUCAGCAAUCGAGAUGGAAGCUGAGAUGGUGCGUGACAGACUCCGACUCGCUGAUAAUCCAGGCAAGAAGCUCCGCACUCAAGAUAUACAAGCCGUCGAAGGUCCCCGAAUCGCGCUAGAUCAAGCUGCUGCUCGCCAUCGUGUUUCAUCGGAUGAAGACGACCGCGAGCACUACGACGAAGCCAUGCGUCACUACAAGGAGACAGUCUUGCGAACAAGCCAGUAUCAUCAAGAUAAUGCGUUUGACUUCCAAACAAUCAACUCUGAGCGUUCGACGUCACACUUCUUCCGUCCCCUGGAUACGAGCCUAUGCAAGAUCUCGAUUGAAGAAGUUGAGACACCAGAUGGGAGUGUCUCGACGAACCCACACGAGAUCUUGCUCCGCUUACUGGAGUACGGGGGAUCAGAGAUGGGUGACCCGGACAGUCCGUCAGGAAGAGCUCCACCACCAGACAAAGGCAUGCAACGUAAGCUUCUGAACUCGAUCACGCGCUUAGUCUCAGAAUCCGAUCGGUUGUUGCUCGACGCAGACUUGACUGCCGCUGACCGUGCAGGCGCGAUCCGGCACAUGAAGACAUCGUCAGCACAAGGCAUGGACGGCUUGACCGCUGGGUUCUAUCAAGUGGCUCUAGACGUCUUUGGCGAGUACCUCGCGAUUGUCUAA